Molecule: messenger RNA, 2149 nt
Organism: Hypomesus transpacificus
Lineage: Eukaryota; Metazoa; Chordata; Actinopteri; Osmeriformes; Osmeridae
Product: beta-1,3-galactosyl-O-glycosyl-glycoprotein beta-1,6-N-acetylglucosaminyltransferase-like
Exons: 2
Coding region: 435-1724 (429 amino acids)
Cellular component (GO): membrane
Molecular function (GO): beta-1,3-galactosyl-O-glycosyl-glycoprotein beta-1,6-N-acetylglucosaminyltransferase activity
Source: RefSeq, a predicted model, not a curated record
UAUACCUAUGUAAUACAUCCGAUAAGCAACUAUGAGUUUGCAAACUUUAAACGAUGUAGCCUAUGGCCUAUUUAGUAAAUUCCCCGGAGCCGAUUAGGCUAGAUCUCCAUAGCAAUCUGUUAAUCAUUCUAUUUCAAUGUCGACUCGGGCAGCACAUCUGUUUUUCAUGGUUCAAUUCAUCCGACUUUCACUUACCUAUUCAGAAAGUACAGACACAGUCACUUGCUCCAGUGCAGAGCAGCUGUUGUCUGCACCAAUCGACACCCUGGAUGGUCAACUAGCAACUAGGCAUCUCCAACGACUCCCAGUUAAGCCUCUUCUGUGAACGCGACUGUGUAGUUGCUACAGAUCCCUUGACUAUACAGACUAAUACAUAACUAGAUAAACAACAAGCACAGGAGGCAGCGGUGAGACUCUGAAGGGUUUCUGUUGGGAUGGCUUUGGUCCUCUCCCCACGAAGAUGCUGUUGGCUCAUGCCUCCUGUGACGCUGGUCUCCAUGGCCGUGUGGAUGCUGUUCACAGGUCCAAACGAGCUCACCUCUCACCUCAGGCACCAAGAUACCUGGUGGGACUACACUGACGCCAACCUCAGCUCCAAGGGCACCUGCAACUGCGACGCCAUCCUGAGAGGAGAGCCGGAGGCCGUGGAGCAGGCAAAACUCCUCAGCUUGGAGCGACUGUUUCGGAAACACACACGCCUCUCAGACGAUCACUUCUUAAACGUCAGCCAGGACUGCGGCACCUUCCUGUCCUCCAGGAAGUACCUGUCUUUUCCCUUGAGCCGCGAGGAGGCAGAGUUUCCUAUUGCCUUCUCGCUGGUUGUCCACCACAAGGUGCACAACUUUGAGAGGCUCCUGAGGUCCAUUUACGCCCCUCAGAACUUCUACUGCGUGCACGUAGACACCAAGGCGCCGGCCUCCGUUUUGGCCGCCGUCACCUCUAUCACUUCCUGUUUCCAGAACGUCUUCCUGUGUAGCCGGCCGGUGAGGGUGGUCUACGCAGGGUGGUCGCGCGUCCAGGCCGACAUCAACUGCAUGCGCGACCUCUACAACAUCAGCGCCUCGUGGAAGUACUUUGUCAACCUGUGUGGUCAGGACUUCCCCAUCAAGACCAACCUGGAGAUGGUGCGUAGCCUGAAGGCGCUGAAGGGUCGGAACAGCAUGGAGUCAGAGAACGGGGGCUCUAAGGAGGGGCGCUGGAAAAAAGUCCACACGGUGGUAGACGGGCAGGUGCAGAGAACGGAAGUGGACAAGUCGCCUCCUCCCUUCAACCUGCCCAUCAAAUCAGGGGGGGCCUACAUAGUAGUGACGCGGGGCUUCGUAGAGCACGUUCUGACAGAUAGCAGGGUCCUGGAGCUGCUUAAAUGGGCUGAAGACACCUACAGCCCGGAUGAGUUCCUGUGGGCGACAAUCCAGAGGAUGCCCAGGGUGCCUGGCAGCCAGAGGCCUAGCGUCAAGUUCGACACCUCCGACCUGCAGGCCAUCGCCAGGCUGGUGAAGUGGCAGUGGCAUGAGGGUGCGGAGGAGGCCAAGGAAGCCGUGUACCCGCCCUGCCAGGGACACCACGUCAGGUCCGUGUGCGUGUACGGGGCAGGGGACCUCUGGUGGAUGUUGCAGCAGCAUCACUUGUUUGCCAACAAGUUCGACGUGGACGAUGAUCUCGUGGCUGUCCACUGUCUUGAGAAGCACCUUCGAAAUAAGGCCCUGACCUUCAUGAGACACUGAGCUUUGGGGUUCUACAGCGCGGCAAAGCAGACAAACUUAAAGGUUGAGAAGGAACACAAAAAAAAACGCUUAAAGGACAAUGGGGUUCGAAUUUCUUGCGUGGCUGUUUCCCAUCCGGGUGGAGCAAAUAAGUAACCUAUUUGGUGAGCACUAGUGAGCAUUUUUCUUUAUUUUUUAAAUUAUUUAAGCACUACUGAAGCUAGUGAUACAACGGAAGAUUGUUGUUAUUACAAGGAGAAUAAUUGUACAUAUUGUUUUGUAAGUUUUUGGGGGUUUAAUUCUUGCAUAUACUCAGGAAGGAUGUCUUUGUUUGGUUGGGUUGCAUAUUUAAGGAAGAGACACCACAUCAUUUAUAGUUCUGAUGGUAAAUUUACUGAAUAUCUUGAUUAUUUUACCGUGAACAAAUGCACAAAUAAAUGAUUAAU